UGUAAUUUCGCGCCGGUGAGGUGUUUAUUGAGAGAUCUCUGAUCUACAAAGAAGAUGCGGAAUUUCUUUCAUUUAGUUCAAAAUUGUGUGUUGGAACUUUCGCUGCGCCCCCUGCUGUACGCAGGUGGAACUGGAGCCGCAACCGUAAUCAUUUACUAUUUAAUGCGUAAAACCGUGAAGGAAGCAGAUGCAGACCAAGAGGAAGAAUCUGCCAGCAAAGACUCUGGCUCACUCUUCGAAGUUCCUCAGGACGAGGCCAUGAUAUCUAAGGAUAUAGAUGUGUUGAAAUAUCAGGAGUCUCAGCUGGAGAUUGAGAACUUAAAGAAUCAUGUGGAGACACUUAGAGAGACCAUUGAGGACAUGAAGACCCACAUGUAUGAGAUAGAAAACAAGCAUAACGAGGAGCAUGAGAGAGUACAGAAGGUUCACAAAGCUCUCCAGCACAAGCAUGAAGAGACGGAGUGUGAGAGAGAGCGAGUGGCUUACCAAAACCUGUCUAUGGAGUUCAAUAAUACAAAGUUGUCUCUGGCUGACAUCAAGGCUUUAAUUGAGAGCUCUUUGGAUCAAAAGUGUGAGGAACAUCAGAAGGCUACAGAGUCCUUUAUUAACCUGCAGUUUGAGAAGUCCAACCUGAUGGAGGAGGUGGAGACACUGAAAGGAAAAAUUCAGGACAUGGGGAGCCUGAUCUGUGAGACACAGAAGAAGCAAAACGAGGAGAAUGAACUAUUGUCUCAGGAUUACAGAACCUUCGAACUGGAGCAAGAAGAAAUCAAGAGGAGUUUAAAUCGACACAUAAAGUUUCUAAUGGAUUUUAAGACUUUACUGUGGACUCACUGUUAUUUCACACAUAAAAUGGAACGGAAAAUGCAUCAAACUGGGGAUUUGCUGCAGAAAAUGUUUUUUCCCAGAGAUUACACGACUGUUUUUGCAUGUGUGUGCAUUCAUGUGUCUUUGUGUGUGUGUGUGUUUGCAUAUUAUUCAGUUUAACAUAUAAAACAAUGUAC
Silurus meridionalis is the source of this 1004-nucleotide messenger RNA. RefSeq lists its product as uncharacterized. NCBI's taxonomy places the organism in Eukaryota, Metazoa, Chordata, Actinopteri, Siluriformes, Siluridae. The transcript has 8 exons. The record is from RefSeq and is a predicted model, not a curated record. The coding region runs from base 55 to 987 and encodes 310 amino acids.